AGUUUUGCGUACUUUAAGCUCUACUACAUAGUAAAGUUAAACCCAAGGCUGUAUUCGGCCCGACCCGAAUGUAAGAAGAAGGAAGAAAUUCGCAGUUUCACAAAUUGUGAACACCCAAUUCUCUGAUCCCGCACCCUUGUUAGGUUCUUGGCUGUCUAGAGAAAAUGAGCGCAGUCUCUUCCAGUUCCCUUUGUUUUUACACUGGCCAUUCUUGGAACAGCCUCAAGGAGUUUGGAAGGGGCAGAAAGCAACAAGAUAAGAAGCUACUUGUGAAGUGUUCCAGCAAGAAUGGGAAUCCAUCUUCACAAAAUGCGGCUCGUGUUGGUGUUCUUGGAGCUAGUGGCUACACUGGUUCUGAGGUUUUGCGACUCUUGGCAAAUCAUCCACAAUUUGGGAUUGCACUGAUGACUGCCGAUAGGAAAGCUGGGCAGCCAAUCUCUUCUGUAUUCCCACAUCUGAGCACUCGGGACUUGCCAGAUUUGAUUGCAGUAAAGGAUGCGGACUUUUCUGAUGUGGAUGCUGUAUUCUGUUGUUUGCCUCAUGGGACUACUCAGGAAAUAAUUAUAGGCCUGCCCAAUCACUUGAAGAUUGUUGAUCUUUCAGCAGAUUUUCGACUAAAAGAUCUUUCUGAAUAUGAAGAGUGGUAUGGUCAGCCACACAGAGCACCAGAUUUACAGAAAGAAGCUGUAUAUGGAUUGACAGAGGUUUUAAGGCAGGAAAUAAAGAAUGCACGUCUAGUUGCCAAUCCUGGAUGUUAUCCAACUUCUGUUCAACUUCCCGUUGUCCCACUGAUAAAGGCUGGUCUAGUUGAGAUUAAAAAUAUUAUCAUUGAUGCUAAAUCUGGUGUCAGUGGAGCAGGGCGUAGUGCCAAAGAAAAUUUAUUGUUCACUGAAGUAACUGAAGGUCUCAAUUCUUAUGGUGUUACCCGUCAUCGCCAUGUUCCUGAAAUAGAACAAGGACUUGCUGAUGCUGCAGGUUCAAAAGUAACCGUUAGUUUUACACCACACCUAAUUCCAAUGAGUCGUGGAAUGCAAUCAACUAUUUAUGUGGAAAUGGCUCAAGGAGUGAGAACUGAGGACCUGCACCGACAACUGAAGCUCUCAUAUCAGGAAGAAGAAUAUGUUGUGGUGUUGGAAAAUGGAGCCAUUCCUCGAACUCACAGUGUGAAGGGGACUAAUUACUGUUUAAUCAAUGUUUUUCCGGAUCGAAUUCCUGGAAGAGCAAUAAUUAUAUCUGUUAUUGAUAAUUUAGUGAAGGGAGCUUCAGGUCAAGCUUUACAAAACCUUAACUUGAUAAUGGGAUUUCCAGAAAAUCUGGGACUUCAUUACCUGCCUCUGUUUCCUUAGAGUACUUCUUUUGUCUAGCUAGAGCUCCAACACUAGUUACAGUUUCACCUCAUUUUUUUUGUUGUUGUUGCUUUGUAAUCUUAAAAUAAGCCAUUGAGUUUUGAGGUGAUUUGGUUUUUCAAGCAUGAAUUUUGGCCUUUUUGUAAUGCCAAUGUUUAAGUGGACUAUGAAAUCUCCAUCUCAAGUUUCUUUUGA
Vigna angularis (adzuki bean) is the source of this 1541-nucleotide messenger RNA. RefSeq names its product probable N-acetyl-gamma-glutamyl-phosphate reductase, chloroplastic. The transcript has 13 exons. The record is from RefSeq and is a predicted model, not a curated record. Gene Ontology annotation, molecular function: NAD binding; N-acetyl-gamma-glutamyl-phosphate reductase (NADP+) activity; NADP+ binding. Lineage: Eukaryota; Viridiplantae; Streptophyta; Magnoliopsida; Fabales; Fabaceae. Gene Ontology annotation, biological process: L-arginine biosynthetic process. The coding region runs from base 165 to 1346 and encodes 393 amino acids.